Messenger RNA from Paraphaeosphaeria sporulosa, 1033 nucleotides. RefSeq lists its product as uncharacterized. Bases 86 to 964 code for a protein of 292 amino acids. The record is from RefSeq and is a predicted model, not a curated record. NCBI's taxonomy places the organism in Eukaryota, Fungi, Ascomycota, Dothideomycetes, Pleosporales, Didymosphaeriaceae. The transcript is spliced from 2 exons.
AGCUGCCACAAUCGUGGGACUUGCUUGUACGCUUCAGGAACCAACAGGUCACGUAGAAUAUCCGGGCCCAUCUGCAGAGGAUGCAAUGCGGCAGUGCUCGCCACACUUCUUCGUACGAACCACACGGGUACUACGAGUGAAUCCGUCCUGUCACAGAGCUGUUGUAUCCCGAGAACACUUGCUCAAACUAUGGCGUGUGCACGGCCUUGACUUUCAUCCCAAAUAUAUCAUACUCGACCUUCUGGGUGCGCCAUCCAAACGUCAGCUACAUGCCUAUUGUCUUUAUUUCGGCCGUAACAUGAUGCAUGUCUACCAGACUGCUCCUCUUUUCACCCUGCUUGGUUUCGCCUCUUGUUCAGAGAUACAACCGGCAGCAGUUGAUGCGACUAUAAUCUCGACAACGUCAACUCCUAUGUGUACCACUGUUUCCUCGAUUCAUUUAGGCAGUUCUGCUUCUACAGUCAAAGCAACUUCGACACAGGUCAUCACUGUGGUGUUAACACUAUCGCGCGCCACGUCGCAGCAUGGUUUGAGGACGAUAUCGGACCUUAUAUCCAAAAACACUCCUUGUACGGAGGCUCCAGUCCUUCCAACCGUAAUCAUGGAGGGCUCCUCGGCCGUGGACAUCCCGGUGUCUGUUACAAUCGUCAAACCGCCAACAGAAGACCACCGUCUUUCCACCUCAAUUACGAAAAGCUUGUUCCCACCGUCAUUUGCAUUGCGCCCGACGAGCGUGGAAACUCUGACACGGUCUCGUUCGUCAUCUUCGACGGCCCUUGUGCUUCACAUCAUUCCUAUCAGCACCGACACUGCUCCCGAUACGACAAGUAUACUCUACACGUCAGCAACCACAAAUGCAACGACUAGUGGGAUCUUGGUGAACGGGGCGAAGGGAUUUUGCGGGGGUGUGCCUGGACUAUUGACGGCAGCUGUGGUACUCGUGCUGGGAAUUGUUGGGAUGUAGAGCGGGUUGCAACAAUUAUCACGUGCACCUGCGAGAGAGGUGCGUGUGUUAAAUACCUUCUCAUGGAUG